GGCAUGUGGGCGUGUGUUGAGAGUGCAUGAGCUGCUUUUUGAGUUUAGUAAAUGACUGCAGCAAGAAAUACUGUGAAGCUGCUAGCGUUUAUGAGCGCCUUAUGUGCAAUGGCACAGACUCUGUGUGCUAAAACAUUCAUGUUUUGCCAUUUAUCACGAGGAUUUUAGGGAAACGUUGAAAGCGAAAAUGAGCAGCGUCUCGUAACUGGACCAGACAAUGGAAGUAGCGUCAUGCAGCAGUAACAAUUCACCCCUGGGAAACGAGUCCGUACUGAAUAAGACUACCUGCAGGAGCACAUCGGUCAGAGGAAGCUAAACCUAGCGUGUGGCUUCAAAGCGACACAUUUUCCCACUGGGAUGCGUAUGAAAAGAGCCUCGGAGGUACAGAGAAGACGCGCGUGUACAGAUUUCCUUUGACUUUGGUGGCAUUCCGACGCUGCGAGGAGAUCGCGUGUAGUUGCGUUUGUUUGAAAUCGCUCGCGCAUAUCGCCCGAUGUGUUUUGGGAUGAAUAUAUUUGCCGACUGCACAUCUAAAGCUGUUAUGGAUCGCUGGGAAUGAGCAGCUGAAAUUGAUCUCAUCGAGUUCAUUCACAGCACCGUUGCCACCUGAAAUCCCGCAGCACGCUCGAGUCUCUGUCCGUGGUCCUGACACGGAGCUCGGCUUCACCUGAACAGCCUCUGUCGGGAAAAACAUGAUCAGCUCGUCUGUACGAUCCUGAGAUUUCUGUGGCCUUUUUUGGGGAAUCGGAAACGAGCAAAGGACGAAUCGUUCACCUCAGAAGUGAGUGGAGAGGGAUUUGUAGGGCGCACUGAGCUGUAGCUAACUACAUCCACUCAAAUCCGACACGAUGUUCGCACUCGGGAUUUAUUUGUGGGAAACUAUUGUAUUUUUCAGCUUGGCAGCAUCCCAACAGGCAGCAGCACGGAAAGCUGCCUCUCCCAUGCCCCCGUCAGAAUUCCUGGACAAGCUUAUGGGAAAAGUGUCUGGUUACGAUGCAAGAAUCAGACCUAAUUUUAAAGACCCACAAGGCUCCAAAUCGGAUGGUACUCACAAGAAAGGUCCACCUGUGAACGUAACAUGCAACAUUUUUAUUAACAGUUUUGGAUCCAUUGCUGAAACAACAAUGGAUUACAGAGUGAACAUUUUUCUAAGACAGCAGUGGAACGACCCUCGGCUGGCUUACAGCGAGUAUCCUGAUGACUCCCUUGACCUUGAUCCCUCUAUGUUGGACUCCAUUUGGAAACCCGAUCUGUUCUUUGCCAAUGAAAAGGGCGCCAAUUUCCAUGAGGUCACCACUGACAACAAGCUUUUGAGGAUUUCAAAAAAUGGGAAUGUCUUAUACAGUAUAAGAAUAACACUGAUUCUGGCCUGUCCCAUGGACCUGAAGAAUUUCCCUAUGGAUGUGCAGACCUGUAUAAUGCAGUUGGAGAGCUUCGGCUAUACCAUGAAUGAUCUUAUAUUCGAGUGGGAUGAAAAAGGAGCUGUGCAGGUGGCAGAUGGACUGACGUUACCACAGUUCAUACUGAAAGAAGAGAAGGAUUUGCGUUAUUGUACCAAGCACUAUAACACAGGGAAGUUCACAUGUAUAGAGGCUCGUUUCCACCUGGAGAGACAGAUGGGUUAUUAUCUGAUCCAGAUGUACAUUCCCAGUCUCCUGAUUGUUAUUUUGUCUUGGGUGUCUUUCUGGAUCAACAUGGACGCCGCCCCUGCUCGUGUAGGUUUGGGCAUUACUACUGUGCUGACCAUGACCACUCAGAGUUCAGGAUCUAGGGCCUCUCUUCCUAAGGUGUCCUACGUGAAAGCCAUUGACAUUUGGAUGGCCGUCUGCCUACUCUUCGUCUUCUCCGCCCUGCUGGAGUACGCCGCUGUCAACUUCAUCGCACGCCAACACAAAGAGCUGCUGCGCUUCCAGAGAAGAAGAAGACAUCUUAAGGAGGACGAGGCAGGAGACGGCCGAUUCAGCUUCGCGGCCUACGGCAUGGGCCCGGCGUGCCUGCAGGCCAAAGAUGGCAUGGCCAUUAAGGGGAACAACAACAACGCGCCCACCUCCGCCAACCCCCCUGAGAAAACGGUGGAGGAGAUGCGCAAGCUCUUCAUCAGCCGCGCCAAACGGAUCGACACCGUGUCGCGCGUGGCCUUUCCGCUGGUCUUCCUCAUUUUUAACAUUUUCUACUGGAUCAUUUACAAGAUCAUACGCAGCGAGGAUGUUCACAAGCAGUAAGAAGAGAUCCGAAUAUUCCCGUCUCCACGCUCACACUCCCCAUCUUUCCGCGCCCGCCUUUAUCUCAGUGCAGCGCUCACUUGCUUCCGGUGAUGAUGAGCCCCCGGCAGAGGUAUUUAUGAAUAUUUUUUCGUCUCUUUCUCUCCUGCCCCCCCAUGAAUAAUCCGGACCUGUGCAAUAGCAAUGCAGUAAAAUGCAUGAUAUAUGAAUGUGGCAAUAUAUUUACUAAAAAAAAAUCGAAACGACUGAAGUAAAUAUGAAACUUUUUGCAAAACGUCUCUAAAAACUUCGGAACCGACGACCCAGAGGAGGAAAACUUUUUUGCAACUUGAAGACGUACUGCAUUGGGAGAAUAUGGAGAAUCGUUACCGCUGUGUAAUAUAUAUCAUAUAUAUUUAAAUUAUAAUACUUCCAUGAGACCGCCUUUGAAAGUUUAACGUAUUUUGAGAUUGCAAGGCAGUUCGGGGCUUCCAUGAAUACAGGAGGAAAUGUGGCGGGUCCUGUAGACCCAGAUUUGCAUUCGAUGUGUGUAUUACAAGCACUUGUCAGAACUGUCCCGAUGUGUAACUCUGAUAUGAAUUACUAAUGGAGUGCCAGUCAAAACAAUUAUUUAUUCGACUUGUGGUCAAUGUGUUCCUCUAUCUGUGCUCAUUUUUUGUUCAUGUGCCAAACAUCAAUACAUCUUAUUUUCAGGUUGAUGAAAAACACUAAAAACUGAGAGAUCUCACUUGCAUAUUUCAUCUGUUUACAUUUUCAAAGGACUCUGAAAUAUUAAAAGGUAAAACAACCUUGCUAAGGUGUGUGUGAAGGGAACAUAUAUACACAUACAGUAUAUAUUUAUGUAUAUGUAUGUUUUGGCAAUUUCGACCCACUCAGAAUGCACCAGAAAUGGACACGGAUAAAAGCAGAGAUACUCAUACGAUUUCAUACAGCUGAAAGUGUUAUUUUUAUAAGCUUGGUAAAUAAGCAGUACAAGCCAGUGCCAUGAUAAAACUACAACUAUAUUUCAAACCAAAUGUAUAUUACAGUGAUUUUUCAAACUAUAUGAUGUAUGUUGUGCAGCAAAGUUAAUAAGUGCACAAAGGUUUAGUUUAUGAAAUUUAAAAUGCAUCUUCAUCUGGCUUCUCUAUGCAAUAAUCAUAUAUGCAAUUAUUUUAAGUGUUUAUCAUGGUAAAUAUGGAUAUUUUAUUCUGAGGGCCCACAAAGACUUUAUCCUGUAUGUUCAAAUCCUCUAUUCAUCCUUGAUCAUGGCUAUAAAACAGCAUUGGGAAACUUGUCUAUGCAUGGCAAGGCUUUUUUGUGCUACAGAUGAUAUAGAUGUCAUUUUUCACUUUUGUAAUGUUUCGUUUGACUGCUGGUAUGAAGAGAUCCACUGAUUUAAAACAUGAACAUGGUGUCCAGGGCUUAACAGGCUGUGUGAUAGAUGAUAGAUGCUUUCUGUAGGAUAUGCAAGUUUGUACCAUGCGUAACAUCAUUUGUUUUUCAAACCAAAGAGUCAUUUUGUCACAGCCUAUAUUUAUAACAAAUAUGCUUUUGACAUUUAAUUUCCUGUUUUCACUUCAGUCCUGGAAACAGACAUUGACGGUUUGUUCAUUUAUAAAAUCUGUAAUGUUUAAAAAUGAAAACAUUUUUUAUUUACAGCCCGGAAAGUACUGGGAAAGUACAGCGAAUUUACAGCAUACAUUUCUGUAAUUAUAGUGUACUUCUAAAGUACAUACAUGUAAUUUUAAGGGAACAAUUUAUAAUAUUUUGGAAACAAAGGGGUAACAAGUGCCACUUUAAUUUACAGCCCGCAGAUGUUGUAUUUACUCUUUAACUACGUGAAACAAGGGGGUAACAAGUGCCACUUUAAUUUACAGCCCGCAGAUGUUGUAUUUACUCUGUAGCUACGUGAAACAAGGGGGUAACAAGUGCCACUUUAAUUUACAGCCCGCAGAUGCUGUACUUACUCUGUAACUACGUGAAACAAGGGGGUAAAAUUUUUUGACUUAGACUGUAACAACACAAAACAAUGGUAUAUUUACACAGUAACUACAGAAAAUACACUCUUAGAAAGGAUGUGUUAAUUUUUUACACAUCUUUGUGUGUUAAGUUUUUAACACAUUAUGUGUAAUUUUAACACAUUAUGUGUCAUUUUGUGUUAAAAUAUAACACAAGUUGUGUUAAAAGUAACACAAAAUGUGUUGUUUCCAUAAUAACACAGAGAUGGGUGGAUUCUGGGACAACGCAUUUAGUGUGUCGUCCCAGAAUCAACACUAAUGUGUUGUUUUUAACACAUUCGUUCGAGUGUAGUUCUAGUUUUGCUUGCUUUGUUUUCACCAUAGUUGCCUUGCCUAUUUUUAAUUUUGCUUGAUGACCCAACAAAGUACUCUUUUUCUUUCUUAAGGUAAGUAACCUUUAUUGAAAAUUCUAAAUAAAUUGUAUUGUACUAAUAAGUAGCAUAAACACAUUAACUGAAUUUCAGGUUUUGUUGUUUAGUAAUCUAAAAUACUUACUGCAUAUAUUAUUUGUAUUUUUCCUGGUUGUUACCCCUUUGUUCCCCAAAUAUUAUAAAUUACCUUAUAAUUACAUAUACGUACUUCAUAAGUAAACUAUAAUUACAGAAACAUACGCUGUAAAUUCGCUGUACUUACGCAGUAUUUUCCGGGCGUUACCGUUUUUUUUUUCAGGUCCUUUAUAUUUAGACAUUUUGUUACAUAGGAUAGUCUUGACUGGGCAACACAUUACUAAGAAAUACAAAAAAGUCUAAUUAAUGGUAUAAUAAUGUUUUGGUCUUAAUAAAUAUAUGAGAUAUUUUCACAUUUUGAAAUAACUUAUUGUUUAUUUAAAUGAUCUGGCAUCAUGACAUCAUUCGAAGGGCUAUUUUUGAUUAUCAAUGUCAAAUCCUCUUCUCCUGUAUCAGUAUGAUAUUUACAUACAUGUGUAUAUGUGUUCUGAAAACUGGUUUAUUUCCCAACAUGACGGGAAUUUCAUUAAAACACCGGAUUAUCGGAAUUAUAUUUAGGACUCAUUUAGCCGAAACCAAAUUCAUUAGUAAUUCAAAGAGGAACAUUGUAAACCAACAGCAGCACAAUGUAGCAAGGUUACAUAUCAUUUGAAUUUUGUUGACAGGAUCUGGAUUUGUAACAUUCCUCAUAAUCUUAAUCAUGAUUAGUUUACGUAGUCUUUCUUAAACUGGUUACGCUCCAUCCGUGAGUCUGAUAGAGACAUACGAUGUAUAAUAUACAUCACAAUGUACAGUGUGGAAAGUGAUCGAGAUGCUUUUGAUGUGCUCAUUUUUGAUGCAGGCUCUGAAAUGGGACAAUUCAAAUAUGUAGUCAAAAACACAUUUAAAGAAGAUUUGUAGAAAUGUUGUUCAGCUGAUUUCUUUAUCGACAAACCCUGCUUAAGGCUAUUUCUGAUACUGCUCUCCGUGUAAAUGACAGCAGUUUUGCCCUCACACACCCAACGUGCUAAACGCAAUAUAAAAGACAAGAACAUCUGAGAUUAAUCCUGGCUUGGGAAUACAAGGGCAAUGUGAUGUGAAAUGUGUUCUGUAUACAAAACAGGUUUGUUCUUUGGCCUAAUAAUCAUGCAAAUGUCAUUUUAUUGUCCAUAUGAUUUCAGUCGAUCUAAAUUAUUGAGGCAUGAUAUUGUUUUUGGCUUUCGCAUUUAUUUCUUUAACCCCUUUGUCGUUUUGAACAAUGACACAUUGCGUACUUUAUAUUGUAAUCGCCCAUGAAACGAUGAUGUCAGAGUGACAGUGGGCAUGGUGAUCUGAUGUAAGCAAUGUAUGCAAAACUGUGGGUAAAGUUUUCAUUUUUGCACAAGUUGGUAUGGCCUUAAUUUUUUGGUUGAUUUGCUUAAAUUGUGUAUUGGCACAAAGUGCAUCUCUUCAUUUGCUUAUUGACAGAGUGCAUCGGAGUGCACUUUCAAUUGGUGAAAAAAGCAGCAGAUCCUUAUUUUUAUGUUCCAAUACUAAAAUGUGGAAUUUUGCAUGAAUAGAAUUAAAAUGGCAGAUAUUUUUUGGCUUGUACAGAAAUGUGAGCAAUUUGAAGAAAAAAAGGAAUGUACCAUUUCUGCUAUAUCUGUAUAUAACACGAUAUUUAUUGAAAUAUGUCAUAAUGCUAAAUCGAAUUCUACUAUUAAAGGUUUUCUGAACUAAAAUAUCUCAA
This is a messenger RNA of Misgurnus anguillicaudatus (oriental weatherfish), 6376 nucleotides long. RefSeq names its product glycine receptor, alpha 1 (gene glra1). Gene Ontology annotation, biological process: monoatomic ion transmembrane transport; chloride transport. Lineage: Eukaryota; Metazoa; Chordata; Actinopteri; Cypriniformes; Cobitidae. The record is from RefSeq and is a predicted model, not a curated record. Gene Ontology annotation, cellular component: postsynaptic membrane; plasma membrane. Gene Ontology annotation, molecular function: glycine binding; transmembrane signaling receptor activity; transmitter-gated monoatomic ion channel activity.